Molecule: messenger RNA, 2409 nt
Organism: Penicillium malachiteum
Lineage: Eukaryota; Fungi; Ascomycota; Eurotiomycetes; Eurotiales; Aspergillaceae
Product: putative serine/threonine protein kinase (Prp4)
Exons: 3
Coding region: 1-2409 (802 amino acids)
Biological process (GO): mRNA cis splicing, via spliceosome; peptidyl-threonine phosphorylation; peptidyl-serine phosphorylation
Molecular function (GO): ATP binding; protein serine/threonine kinase activity
Source: RefSeq, a predicted model, not a curated record
AUGUCCUCGAAACAGAGAUCGAGGUCUCUAUCGACCCCCUCAGAGGGUGAGAUCAUUGAGUCAGGCUCAGAGUUGAAGGCAACUGCGUCACAAUCUCCUCUUAAUGGCACCAGCGUUGACCGUCCCCCCAGAGAUAGUGCAUCCUCUGCGCCCAGAUCCCCUGCAUUUCGGCAAGGCAGUCGCUCACCACGCCGACGAAAGUCAUGGACGAGGUCACGCUCCCGAUCCCGAUCGCUUUCUCGCUCACCAUACCGGGACAACCGAGAUAGAGGCUAUAAACGCAGACUCGACGAUGAGUAUGAUGAGUACGAGAGUCGGCAUUCCCGGUACGAGUCCUCGCGUCGCUAUGGAUCCAGAUACGACGAUCGAAAUGACCGCUCAGCUUCCCGCCGGCAAAACAAGCCGUAUCACGACUACGAUAAGGAAGAAUCCUACGGGGGUGGCCUGCGAUACACAGAUGACUACGGCCGACGCCGCGAUAAGCGCCAGCGUACUCAUAGCCGAUCCCCGUAUCGUGAAGUGAGAAAGCAGAAACAGUAUGAUGAGCCAGACUCCAAUGCUCACCCCACAGACUCCAAGAAAUAUGGACCUUCCUCUAAUCAGGUAGUGAGCGAAGGAAAGACUCCGACUGUCUCUUCGGAUUCCAAACUUGGUGCUGAAACAAAAUCGAACCAGGUGCAGCAGAAUUCUCCCGCGCGCGUCCAUUUCGCGGAUGACGCUAAAACCCCUUCCGCAUCGGAUGUCACAGAAGAACCGCAGUCUUCCGAGCCGGUUGAUGAAGCUACUGCUUUGGAGGCGCGUCGAAAACGUCGUGAGGCUAUUCGAGCUAAGUACCGAAGCCAAGCGACUCCCUUGCACCUCAAGGCGUUGCAUGUGGGGGACGUCGACACAGACUCGUCGACUGUUGGCACUGACACCGCCAGUGCGCAGGAUGCAAUGGACUCUCCACGUCCUUCACCGGUACAAACCCCGAACGAGAUUAACGGUGAAGGCUUUCCUGACUUCAACGUCGGCAAGGAUACCGACCUGGUUGAUAACGCUGUGCCCCUCGACGGUGCUGAAAGAGAUGAGCCCUCAGCUGCAGAUUAUGACCCAACCAUGGAUAUGAAAGAAGAAAGACAAAAACAUGACCCCAGCCAGACAACAAAGGAUGAUGUCUCAUCCGCUACUUACGAUGAGACGCAGACGCAGAAGCAAGAUAUCCUUAUCCUGGACGGUCCUUCUGCCCCGCCCCCACCCCCAAAGAGAGAUCCUUACGACAUGUUUGCAGAGGAUGACGACGACGAUAUGUUCGCCGAAGAUAAGGAUGAGCAGCCGACUCACGCUUCAGCAAUGUCUGCUAUCCCUCAAGCAAAGGAGUUGGAUAUCAGCAUGAUGGACAACUGGGACGAUCCUGAAGGGUACUACAACCUCCGUAUUGGUGAGUUGAUCAACGGACGUUAUCAUGUCACACAGAACCUCGGAAAAGGCAUGUUCUCCUCUGUCGUCCGGGCCACCGACUCCACGACUGGGGGUCUCGUCGCGAUCAAGAUUAUCCGCCAGAACGACACCAUGCGCAAAGCCGGUAUGAAGGAGAUCGGUAUUCUGGAGCAACUACAAGAAGCGGAUCCAGAAGAUAAGAAACACCUCAUCAAAUUUCUCCGCCACUUCGAGCACAAGGGCCAUCUUUGCAUGGUCUUUGAAAAUCUCAGCAUGAACCUGCGCGAAGUGCUCAAGAAAUUCGGUCGCGAUGUCGGACUCAACCUGCGCGCUAUCCGAGCCUAUGCGCACCAGAUGUUCCUUGGUUUGAGCCUCCUUCGUCGGUGCAACAUCCUCCAUGCGGAUCUGAAGCCCGAUAACCUACUCGUCAACGAGCAGCGUAACGUGCUGAAGGUCUGUGAUCUGGGAUCCGCAUCCUCGUCCUCUGAUAAUGAAAUCACGCCGUACCUGGUUAGUCGAUUCUACCGAGCUCCGGAGAUCAUCCUGGGUAUUCCAUAUGACUAUGCCAUAGAUGUGUGGUCCAUUGGUUGUACUCUUUUCGAACUCUACACGGGCAAGAUUCUUUUCACCGGCCGAAACAAUAACCAGAUGCUGAAGUCCAUCAUGGAGUGUCGGGGUAAAUACCCUCCUAAGGUUCUUCGGAGAGGCUCGUUGGCCCACCUGCACUUCGAUGAUAUGCUCAAUUUCCACAGUGCGGAAGUGGAUAAGAUUACGGGACGACCUGUGACUCGUGUGAUGGAUUUCAAGAAGCCUACUCGCGACUUGAAAACUCGGUUGAUGGGUAAGGGUACACGUGGAAUGUCUGAUGUUGAAGUGAAGGAGUUGACACUGUUUGUGGAUUUCUUGGAUCGGUGCUUGGGGUUGAAUCCUGAGAAGCGAAUCACUCCUGCCGAGGCGUUGAAGCAUCCGUUCUUGACACGAAAGCCUUAA